Molecule: messenger RNA, 1884 nt
Organism: Kluyveromyces marxianus DMKU3-1042
Lineage: Eukaryota; Fungi; Ascomycota; Saccharomycetes; Saccharomycetales; Saccharomycetaceae
Gene: DED1
Product: DEAD/DEAH box helicase
Exons: 1
Coding region: 1-1884 (627 amino acids)
Cellular component (GO): nucleus
Molecular function (GO): RNA binding; RNA helicase activity; ATP binding
Source: RefSeq, a predicted model, not a curated record
AUGUCUGAUAUUGCUGAAAAUAUGUCUAAUUUGUCAGUGCAAGACGAUAACGCUAGAUCUGGUUCUAAUACCGGUGGUAGACGUUCAUACGUUCCUCCUCAUGUGAGAGGUCAACAGAGAAGCGGUAGCGGUAACUACCGUGGUCGUUCUGACAACUUCGGUGGGUCAGAAAGAGGUUCAUACUUUGGUGGUGAUGACAGAAGAGGUGGUGGAUACGGUAGAGGUGGUGGAAGAGGUUCAUUCAACUGGGGCGGCUCUAACUGGGGCGGUAGAGGUGACAGCAGAAACGGUGGUGGUUACGGUGGUAACAACUCUUCUGGUAGAUGGAUCGAUGGUAAGCACGUUCCAGCUCAAAGAAAUGCCAACCUUGAACUAGAGUUGUUUGGUGCAGCCGAAGACAAGAGUUUCCAAUCAUCUGGUAUUAACUUUGACAACUACGACGAUAUCCCAGUCGAAGCAUCCGGUACCGAUGUCCCAGAACCAAUCACUGAGUUCACUUCUCCUCCAUUAGACCCAGUGUUGUUGGAAAAUAUCAACUUGGCUAGAUUCACUAAGCCAACUCCGGUCCAAAAGUACUCCGUUCCAAUCGUUGCCAAUGGUAGAGAUUUGAUGGCUUGUGCUCAAACUGGUUCCGGUAAGACUGGUGGUUUCUUGUUCCCAGUCUUGUCCUCCUCUUUCUCCUCUGGUCCAGCUCCAACCCCAGAAAAUGCGGGCAACUCUUAUAUCAAGAAGGUUUACCCAACCGCCGUUAUUUUGGCUCCAACUAGAGAAUUGGCUACCCAAAUUUACGAUGAAGCCAAGAAGUUCACUUAUAGAUCUUGGGUCAAGCCUAUGGUUGUUUACGGUGGUGCCAGUAUCGAUCAACAGAUCAAGCAAAUGAGAUACGGUUGUAACUUGUUAGUCGCCACCCCAGGUCGUUUGACUGAUUUGUUGGAACGUCGUUACAUCUCCUUGGCCAACGUUAAGUAUUUGGUUUUAGAUGAAGCUGAUAGAAUGUUGGAUAUGGGUUUCGAACCUCAAAUCAGAAGAAUCGUCGAAGGUUCCGACAUGCCAAGCGUCGAAAACAGACAAACAUUAAUGUUUUCCGCCACUUUCCCAAGUGAAAUUCAACACUUGGCCUCCGACUUUUUGAAGGAUUACAUCUUCUUGUCUGUCGGUAGGGUCGGUUCUACUUCCGAAAACAUUACUCAAAAGAUUCUAUACGUCGAAGACUUUGACAAGAACGAUACCUUGUUGGAUUUGCUAUCUGCUGAUGCCGAUGGUUUGACUUUGAUUUUCGUCGAAACAAAGAGAGCUGCUGACUCCUUGACUGACUUCUUGAUUAUGGAAGGUUUCAAGGCUACUGCUAUUCACGGUGACCGUACCCAAGGUGAACGUGAGCGUGCAUUGUCCGCUUUCAAGACUGGUAGAGCCACUAUCUUGGUUGCUACUGCUGUCGCUGCCAGAGGUUUGGAUAUUCCAAACGUUACCCACGUCAUUAACUUCGAUUUGCCAAACGAUAUUGAUGAUUAUGUCCACAGAAUUGGUAGAACUGGUCGUGCCGGUAACACCGGUGUUGCCACUGCAUUCUUCAACCGUGGUAACAAGAAUGUUGCUAAGGAUUUGGUAAACUUAUUGUCCGAAGCCAACCAAGAGGUUCCUUCCUUCUUGACCACUAUCAUGAGAGAAGCUUCUUCAGGUAGAGGUGGCGGUAGAGGUGGUUCCAGAGGUGGUUACUCCCGUGGUAGCGGAACUAGAGAUUUCCGUCGUGGUGGUGCUUCCAACGGUGGUGGCUUCAGCAAUGGCGGUGGCUUCGGUAACAGCAGCGGCGGUGGCUGGGGCAACUCUUCCAGUAACUGGGGUUCUUCAAACAACUCUUCUAGUUCCAACUCUGGUUGGUGGUGA